Molecule: messenger RNA, 954 nt
Organism: Aplosporella prunicola CBS 121167
Lineage: Eukaryota; Fungi; Ascomycota; Dothideomycetes; Botryosphaeriales; Aplosporellaceae
Exons: 3
Coding region: 90-827 (245 amino acids)
Cellular component (GO): nucleus
Source: RefSeq, a predicted model, not a curated record
CAUUGCCCCGAAGGCCGAGGCCUGCAGCACCGUCAUCGCGGCCAUCUGCGCAAACUCACGGCACUUUAUUUGUCCUUCCUUCCGGCGCCAUGUCCCGCUUCGUGUCUGGAGGCACCAUCGACCAACCGGUGGAGAGGGAUGACGAAUGGCUGAAGGCGCAGCAAGAGAUUGAAGCAAACCGCCGCAAGAAGGAGGAGGAGAGCCGUCAGGAGAACGGCAAGAGUCUGUACGAGGUUCUCCAGGAAAACAAAGCCAAGAAGCAGGAAGCUUUCGAGGAGUCAAUCCGCCUCAAAAAUCAAUUCAGAGCGCUCGAUGAAGACGAGGUCGACUUCCUCGAUUCCGUCCUGGAGUCGACCCGCGCAAAGGAAGAUGCUGUGAAGAAAGAAACUUCCGAGCAGCUCGACGCGUUCCGCAAGCACCAGGAAGAAGUCGAGAGAGCGGCGCGCUUGACUGAAGGCAACGACGGCAGUCCGCCUGACGAGGAAGAGCAAUGGGCUUCGGCUGGCAGAAAGCGCAAGAAGGGCAAAGAGCCCUUCAAAGGCCUUAAGCUGCGCAAAGCGUCGAGUACAGACAAGCCUAUCUCCCCGGAAAACCACGGCCCUACUAAGGCCCCCGAUGACAAGAAGAACGAGGAGCUAGCAGAAAGCUCCAAGACCUCCAAGUCAGAUCCUUCGUCCAACCAUCAAGCCGGGAAGGAACCCCCAUCACCAAAGCCCGCAAUGGAAACGAGUACCGCACCUGCUAAAGAAGAAGCUCCUCCCAAUAAGCCGAAGCCGAGCAGUGCUACCCUCCGACUUACUGGUUAUUCGUCCGAUGAAGACGAUUGAUCAGCUCUGGUUAGCAUGACAUAAAACCGCCACGAGCUUUUGCAGAGGAUUAGACCAUCAAAAGCAAUGGACAGGGACCGGCUGAGGAAUCUCUCGUCUUGGCCCAGGGGCAUAUUAGCAGAGAGGC